This is a messenger RNA of Lizanozyma spartinae, 2517 nucleotides long. It is a transcript of the gene KIP3, whose product is annotated as tubulin-dependent ATPase. Gene Ontology annotation, biological process: microtubule-based movement. The record is from RefSeq and is a predicted model, not a curated record. The transcript has a single exon. Gene Ontology annotation, molecular function: ATP binding; microtubule binding; microtubule motor activity. Lineage: Eukaryota; Fungi; Ascomycota; Pichiomycetes; Serinales; Debaryomycetaceae. The coding region runs from base 1 to 2517 and encodes 838 amino acids.
AUGAGCACACCAAGCAUCCCAAGCUCUGGAUCUGGUGCUAGGCAGUCUUCCAUUACUGUAGCUGUUAGAGUAAGACCAUUUACAAUUCUCGAAGAACAAAAGCUAGUGGCUGCAGACGAAGGCAGCGCAUUCUUUGGUGAUGGCUCUCUUUCAAAUAAUACAAAUACACUGGCAGCUGCCAAUGCAAACACAUACGCUCAAGGCGGUCUACGAAAGAUCAUCGAAGUAGUAGAUGAUAAAAUGUUGAUAUUUGAUCCGUCCAGAACAAAUCCCUUAGCUAGAAUGCAGCAGAAUGCCUUCCCCAAUACUAAAACCAGAAUACGGGAACAUCGCUUUGUUUUUGAUAGGCUUUUUGAUACAACGACUCCUCAAGAAGAUGUAUAUAAUGCAACAACUCGUCCUUUGCUUGAUUCCAUACUUGAAGGGUUCAAUGCAACUGUGUUUGCAUAUGGAGCUACUGGAUGUGGUAAAACCCAUACCAUUCUGGGUACAGAGAAUGAUCCAGGUAUUAUAUUCCUCACAAUGAAAGAGUUAUAUGAACGAAUUGAUGAAUUAAGAAACGAUAGAGUCUUUGAAGUGACGUUAUCGUAUUUGGAAAUAUAUAAUGAAACUAUAAGGGAUUUGUUACAACCAGAAACCGAGCAUCGUCGUUUGAUACUACGUGAAGAUUCAAAUAAUAGGAUUUCUGUAUCAAAUCUCCUGUGUGUUCAACCUCAAUCAGUAGAAGAAGUCAUGAAUUUGAUUCUUCAAGGAAACGCCAACAGAACAUCUUCUCCUACAGAAGCAAAUGCAACAUCAUCUCGUUCUCAUGCUGUCCUUCAAAUAAAUAUUAUGCAACGACCCAAGACGGCAGAUAUCGUUGAAAGUCAUACUUACGCAACCUUAUCAAUAAUUGACCUUGCAGGAAGUGAAAGGGCAGCAGCUACAAGAAAUAGAGGAAUCAGGCUUAAUGAAGGGGCUAAUAUAAAUAAAUCUUUAUUGGCUUUAGGAAAUUGCAUAAAUGCAUUAUGUGAUCCUAGGCGAAGAAAUCAUGUUCCAUACCGUGAUUCAAAACUCACCCGACUAUUGAAGUUUUCUCUUGGUGGAAAUUGUAAAACGGUUAUGAUUGUCUGUGUGUCCCCUUCUUCCCACCAUUACGAUGAAACUUUGAAUACACUCAAAUAUGCCAACAGAGCAAAAGAGAUUAAAACAAAAGUCAUAAGAAAUCAACAAAAUUUAGACCGUCAUGUUGGAUCUUAUUUAAAAAUGAUAACGGAGCAAAAAAUGGAGAUAUUGGAUUUAAAACUGAGAGAAUCUCGUAUUGUUGAAGAAGAGCUACAGAAGCAAAAUAAUAUAAAUGAAAAGUGUAUUAAUGAGUUAAGACUUCUGAUUACAAAUAUUCAACGGUCAAUAGAGUCUCAGACACAGGAUAAGUGGAGAAGAUAUUUUGUACUUGCUAAGAGAAAGAUAUUAUUUACUCAUAAAGUUGGUACAGAAAGUCUUAUUGAGAGCCUCCAAGAAUCGGAUGAUGCUAAUGCGGUUCCCGAAUAUGACUUCUUCUUAAAUAAAUGCCACGAGUUGUUGCAGAAACUAGAAGGUCAAAUAGCUCAAUUAGAAGCACAAUAUUCUGAGCCUAAUCAACUUGAUCAUAUUCUUGAUAAGUCAGCCAACCAAGUAUUGAAGAAACUCAAAGAAAUGGAGGGAUGGAACGAAGGUCAUACUAGUUUAUUUCAAGAUAGCAUUGAAUUAUUGAAUGAUUACGUGUUAAAGGAUAUCCUUCUUAACUCUUCUGUCCUCUCGGAUUAUCUUGCCAAAGAAUUGACCGAGUUUCAAUAUAUUCACAAGAAUUUUAUUUCUGUUAUCAAAUCUGCUGAUCCAAAAGUUGCUUUACAGAGUAUUACAAAUUCGAUUCAAAAUAUUCUUGAUGGAGAACUAGACAGUGCCUUAGAAUCGCUCACCUCUGAAUUCAUGCAACAAAAAGUCAAUCCAGAAACAACGAUCCCAAAUUUAGACAAUGUUCUCAACAACAAUCCAUCAUCAUUUAUUCCAAGACAACGACAGGUGAGUGGUAGUAAACGUAGUUUUGAUUCUCCGUUGAAGGUUUCACCGCCGGCGAAAAAGAAGUUUGCACCCAUAGACCAUAUGCUAGCCGGUUACAGUGAGAGGACGUUGGCAAUUCCAAAAAAGGUUCGUUGGGAUGCGAAUGUUCCAAGUAGUGACGUUGGAAGCAUCGCUGAUUUGAGUAUGGAUGAGCAGCAGUUUAGAAGUGAGGAUGAUGCAUCAAUCUUGAUUGAUGAUAAAUUACUUGAUUCUCCCAAUUCAUCUAUAUUACAUGAUGAUUCUACACCGGCUCAUGGAUUAUCAGGAACUCUGGGAAAUAAUAGUUUAUUUUUCAAUAGGAGACUUUCAAUGUCCCUUUCUGAGAACUCUGGAGACGGGAAGACCCAUGACACUACACGUUCCAUUCGUACUCCGCAAUUGAAUGUUGGAGCAGCUAGUACAAAGCUGUUAAUUGUAGAUGGUGAGGGUUCGCAAUAG